AUGGCAGAGACCGAACCCAAGGCUCCGACCACUGAGGUCGCCCCCGAAUCGACCUUCACCGAUGAGGUCCUCCGCCCCCGUGGCUGGAUGUACAAGCGCCUCGGCUCUGACAAGUUCAACCUUGGCUGGUAUGCCUCGCCCAAGUUCCAGCUGGGCAUGGUCGCCUUUGUCUGCUUCCUGUGCCCUGGCAUGUUCAAUGCCCUGAGUGGUCUUGGUGGUGGUGGUAAGGCAGAUGCCAAGUUGGCCGACAACAUGAACACUGCACUCUACAGUACCUUCGCGGUGGUGGGUUUCUUCGCGGGUACUAUUGUCAACCGUCUGGGUGUUCGCGCUGCUCUGUCCUUUGGUGGUAUUGGUUACUGCAUCUACUCAAUUUCCCUCCUCGUCUCAGUGCACAAGUAUGUCCCCGGUUUCAACAUUUUCGCUGGCGCAUUCCUCGGUGUUUGCGCUGGUCUGCUGUGGACUGCCCAGGGCACUAUUAUGAUGUCCUACCCUCUGGAGCAGUCCAAGGGUCGCUACUUUGCCUGGUUCUGGGGUAUUUUCAACGUUGGCGCCUGUCUUGGUAGUUUGAUCCCUCUCGGACAGAACAUCAAUGUCAAGACCAACGCCACCGUCAGUGAUAGCACCUACAUUGCCUUCAUUGUGCUCAUGUUCAUCGGUGCCUGCCUGGCCCUGUUCAUUUGCGAUGCCGACAAGAUCGUCCGUGAGGAUGGUUCCCGCGUCAUUCUGAUGAAGAGCCCCAGCUGGUGGACUGAGAUCUACGGUCUGUGGGAGACUAUCAAGGCUGAGCCCUACAUCAUCCUGCUCUUCCCCAUGUUCUGGUCCUCCAACUGGUUCUACACCUACCAGCAGAACGGCAUCAACGGUGCCUACUUCGAUACCCGCACCAAGUCCCUGAACGGUUUCCUGUACUGGUUUGCCCAGAUUGUGGCUGCCGUCAUCAUCGGUCCUCUUCUGGAUGUUGAUGGUGUCCGCCGCAGUCUCCGUGCCAAGAUUGCCUUUGGUGUUCUGUUCACCCUGACCAUGGUUAUCUGGGGUGGUGGCUAUGCCUGGCAGAAGCACUACACCCGUGAGAGUGUUGGCGCGGAUGCUAUUGCCGCUGGCACCUUCACCCCUUGGGACUGGACCACCAAGGGUUACGUUGGCCCCAUGUUCCUGUACUUCUUCUACGGCAUGUACGACGCUGUCUGGCAGGGUACUGUCUACUGGUUCAUGGGUGCCCUCGGCAACUCUGGCCGUCGUCUAGCCAACUUGGCCGGUUUCUACAAGGGUCUCCAGUCCGCCGGUUCCGCUGUGAUGUGGUCCCUCGACAGCAAGGAAACCCCCUUCAUGAACUUACUCGCCUCCAACUGGGGUAUCCUCUCUGGCUCCCUCAUCGUCGCCCUCCCCGUCGUCUUCAUGCGUAUCCGGGAUACCGUCCCCCUCGAGGACGAUCUCAAGGGCACCGACGAGACCAUCGAGGACGUCCUUCCCCCAGGUGCGAUUGCCGAGAAGCGCGUCACUGGCGAGAUCUAA
Penicillium daleae is the source of this 1515-nucleotide messenger RNA. RefSeq names its product DUF895 domain membrane protein. Lineage: Eukaryota; Fungi; Ascomycota; Eurotiomycetes; Eurotiales; Aspergillaceae. Gene Ontology annotation, molecular function: transmembrane transporter activity. The record is from RefSeq and is a predicted model, not a curated record. The transcript has 4 exons. Bases 1 to 1515 code for a protein of 504 amino acids. Gene Ontology annotation, biological process: transmembrane transport.